Molecule: messenger RNA, 2352 nt
Organism: Entamoeba invadens IP1
Lineage: Eukaryota; Evosea; Mastigamoebida; Endamoebidae
Exons: 1
Coding region: 1-2352 (783 amino acids)
Source: RefSeq, a predicted model, not a curated record
AUGGGGAUAAAAUCGCAACUCUGCACUCUGUUGUUGAUUCUUUCUGUCUCAAGUCAAUUCUCAAGUUGUAACAACGCAAAGGAUAUAGUCCUCGACUCUGAUGUAAUCGAGGAGUACGGAGACACUAGUAGAAUUCCUUAUUCUUCUUAUAUAUUCCGUCACCAAACACUCCAACAAAAAGGGUACUGGUACCGAGUGUCCCCAGAGAAGCCCGAGCUCAUUGUGAUAGACACUUGCUUCACUGGUCAAACUAUUUUUGACAGUAAGAUCAUUGUGUUUAACAAGUGUGAUAAUAAUGUUGGGGUAGGACCAACAGCAAUGAAUGAUGACGGUAUUAAUGGAUGUGGGAAACAAGCGCGUCUUGUCUAUUAUUUGACCUCUCCAAUUUUUGUGUUCAUCACUGGAGCAACUCAACUGGACACAGGGGUCUUUGGCCUCCGAAUUGCCAAAAUGCCGACUAGAAACAACACUUCUCCAAGCACAGCAAAGCAUCUCUCUGUGCCAACAAGCGUCGAGGUGUUCAGUAUCCACGAAACUUCUUCUCAUUUUUUCACUUUUUACAUGCCCGCCAUUCCAGUCGAGAUAUCAACUUGUCACAAAAUCACUGACACGUCGACAAUCUUAACGCUGGACGCAAACACACCAAAUGAAAUAACAAAAACGAGUAAUUGCCCGAAUAGGCAGAAGGGGAGUUUUAUUGAGGUUUUUGGAGAUAACUAUUCUGGAGCCAAUCAGAUGCAUUCAAUCAGAGUCACGGCGGAACGACGAGGACGGUAUGUAUUAACAAUUAAAUUCAAGUCAUCUGAAACCAUACCAAUUACUAUUAGAGAACUACCAUUUUACCAUAUUUCCAAGCCGAGUGGUGAGAAGUCGAGAUCGUGUGGUGAGUAUCCAGCGGAACAAGGGACGUGGUAUGUGAUAUUAGGAACUGGCGAGGACUAUUUGAUCUCGACGUGUCAGUCGUCUGUUCUUGGUGAGAACAUCGGAACGACUGUUGAGGUAUUUGAGAACGGGAUUGACAAAGUGAGUGAUGUGAGAUGCCAGCGAGAUUCGUUUGGGUGUGGAAUACACGGACGUAUAAUGCGCAAAUUUGAAAAGAAUAAAGAGUAUUUCAUUAAGACUUCUUGUCAAGUCGAAGGACAGUGUAGCGCGACACUGCUCGUCCAAAGAAUUCUCAGAAGCUCUGAAGAGUGCAGAAGACCGAUCAUACUUGAUGUGGGACAAGGAGGAAUAGUCUCGCACAGUAAAGUGUCUUCAUUGUCACACCCGUGCCAACCCAUCAGUAUUUUUGGAAGUUGGUACAAGUUAAGGAUCAGAGAGAACGUCAAUUAUCGAUUGUAUGGAGGUGUGAUCGAUGGAUUUAAAACGUAUGGAAGUCUCAUUUCUGCAAAAACAUGUCGAGGACCGUGUGAAGAGAAAGAAGGCGUCUUUGUGAAGAAAUUGUAUAAAGGGGGAGAGUACCUUUUUAUCGUGCGAACUUCGUCGUUAUUAGUAAGUGGAGUUUCGUUGUAUGUUGUGCCCGAAAGAGAAACGUCAUGUAACGAAAUUGUGAAUGAAACGCCAUUUUCAGUGAUUGGUAUAUUAGAAAACAGAAGAGAGUAUUACACAUUUGAAGGGGAUGGGAGUGAAUACAUAAUCGAGACGUGUGGCGUUGAUACACAAGUUGACACCAUUGUGACGGUAUUUUCUUCGUGUGUUUCAACAUUGACACCAAUAGCAAUGAACGAUGACUCUUUGAUAUGUGGAGACUCUGCAUCAUUUUUGAAGCAAAAGUUCAAUGGAAAAUUUAUUGUCGCAGUGGAUGUAUCACAUAAAGCAGAUAAAAGUGUUGGCCCAUAUAGAUUGAGUGUUUACAAAGAUAUAAAGUCACCAAAUGAUGUUUGUCACAACCCGCUUCCAAUAAAAGAGGGGACUCGGUUUAUAUACACAUAUAACAACAGAUACACCACUUUCCCGGGGAUACAAAAUGUUCAGAGCAAAGGAGAGUUUUUCAAAGUAGAUACUGGAAACGCCAUUUUGGAAACAUGCAAUUCCAUUGUUAAAAGUCGAAUUGAAGUGUUUUCAAGUGAUUGCCAGGCCAUCAUCCCAUCGAGAAAAAUACUUGGGUACUGCAGGAAUGGCGAGAAAGUUAAUGUGAGGAGGGGGGACAUUGUGUUUGUAGGAGGGUAUAACGCCAUGGACAUGGGUCUGAUCCAAAUUGAAAUGUUUGAAAUGUCGCUGUGGCCGCUUGUAGUUUUGUUUGUGUUUAUUGCGACAACGGGAGCUAUUGUAUUGUUUGUGAUCGCCUUCGACAAGAUCAAGCACUUUUGCAAGAUGCUUUGCACGAAAAAUGAAAAGUAUCACGACUUCUAA